ACACCUAGGCUUACCUUACCUCACCUAUAUACCUAAUAAAUAAACAGCGGAGACACAUAUCAAAACCCUCGUUCGCCACAUUAUAUCACCCUUAGAGAGUACAUUCGAGAAGAUGCCUAGCCUCACCAUCACCGAGCCUCACCCAACCGUGCCGAAGAACUCAUACACGCACUCCGGCCGGGGCGGCGCAGGCAACUACUUCCGCGCGCCGACCACGACGCCCUCGUCCGGCGUAGCCACAAAGCCGACGGCGGCGCCGCGCACCACCUCGCGCUUCUACUCGGGGCGGGGAGGGGCCGGCAACGCGCACGUGGCGGCCGCGAAGCCCGUCCUGUCGUUCGACGAGGAGUUCACGCACAAGAGCCACAUCGAGCAGAAGCCCGUCGGCUACGUCGGCCGGGGCGGCGCCGGGAACGUGUAUGGCGCGAGCAGCGGCGGCUUAGGCACCGUCUCCCGCAAGGGCAGCGAUGCGUCCAGCCAGCACAGCUCGAGCAGCUCAGGUAGCUUGUCCAAUAUAUGGAGCCGCAUAAGCCACCGGCACUAAAAAGUUCGCAAACAGAUCUCGCGAAAUGAGAAGAUUUUUUUCUUUUUUUCUUUCUUUUUUUUUUUAAAAAAAAAGGAAAGAAAAAUCUUUUACCUACCUGAUUUUACA
Molecule: messenger RNA, 652 nt
Organism: Daldinia caldariorum
Lineage: Eukaryota; Fungi; Ascomycota; Sordariomycetes; Xylariales; Hypoxylaceae
Exons: 1
Coding region: 113-544 (143 amino acids)
Source: RefSeq, a predicted model, not a curated record